UACCUCCAGCUCCAGGAACGGACUGACUUCUGGAUCCACAAACCCGCUGCCGAACCCGCUCUGCCUCCCAGCGCCGCUCGGUCCACCGGAUCAACGCAGAGAGUUCAACUCCAGCCGGAAACGUUUCGGCUUCAAGUUGAUUUCUGAUUUAUUUUUUUUUCCGUCUCAGCGGCAACACUGAUUUUUUUUUUUUUUCGCACUCGCGCGACUAAUUUGGAGGCGAUUAAAGCAGCCAACCCGCAGACAUUUUGUUAUUUCCGUUCCGCUUUAUUUCUUCACUUUCUCUCUCUGUCUCCACGCCGCUGUGGUCGCAGGAAAACAGAGAGAGAGAAAAAAAAGCUGCGAAGGCGACAGAAGAAAGCGUUCGCUCCGCCGCCGCUCGCCGCGUCCCAGCGCCGCUCGGUCUCAUUAAUUUACAUGCGUCGGGCGCCGCGCCGCUGCCGCUGCCGCGUUCCAGGCGGAAAGCUCGCGACGGCGAUGAAUCAUUUUGACUGACAGCUUUUGAAGAAUUAGCUAGCUUAGCCGGAGACGAGCCGCGGCGCUGAUGGUGGUUUCCUGCCCGCGGACACAGUGAAUCCAGGGGGUCGGGACAGGCUCAGCCGAAUGAUAACGACUCCGUCCUCUCGCUAAACUACAUCACUUAAUUUCCGCUUAAUUUUUAAUUUGCGUUGGGGGGGAGCGGGGGGGUCCGCUAGCUACCGUUAGCUCGUCGCCCUGCUAGCGCUGGACAGCUCCUGUGAAGGCUGGGCUAGCGGUGGACAAAGGACCGACGCAGGGGGAACAUACCGACACCGGGCUCUCAGCUAACCGCGUUUGGAGAGGAAGGCAACAGACAAGGACUUGACAUGAUGUUUCCACAAUCCAGACACUCAGCCUCAUCGCAGCAGCUGAAAUUCACAACCUCUGACUCCUGCGACAGGAUCAAGGAUGAGUUCCAGUUUCUUCAAGCACAAUACCACAGUUUGAAGCUCGAGUGUGACAAGCUGGCCAGCGAGAAGUCGGAGAUGCAGCGCCAUUAUAUCAUGUACUAUGAGAUGUCCUACGGGCUCAAUAUUGAGAUGCACAAACAGGCGGAGAUAGUCAAGAGAUUGAACGGGAUCUGCGCACAAGUCCUCCCCUACCUGUCUCAGGAGCACCAGCAGCAGGUCCUGGCGGCCAUAGAGCGGGCCAAGCAGGUCACCCCCCCAGAGAUGAACUCCAUCAUAAGGGUACGAUGUUCCAGCCCCCAGCCCUACCCAGGGGGCCUCAUGAUGCAGCAGCUCCAGGCUCACCAGCUGUCCCAGCUCCAGGGCCUGGCCCUGCCGAUGACCCCCCUGCCGCUGGGCCUGAGCCAGCCGACCCUCCCCGCCGUCACCACCUCCUCCGGCCUCUUCUCCCUCUCCUCCCUGCUGGCCUCCCAGGCCCAGCUGGCCAAGGAGGAGAAAGCGUCUCGCGACGGCGUCGACAGCCACCGCGAGGAGGACGGAGACAAGUCCGACUAGAUGGCGUCCCCCCCGUUCAGCUCUGUUUUUAUCCAGAGACCCGAAUCACCAGAUCCGAGCCCCCUCUGGCCUACAGCCUCCCCCCGGUCUCCCUCUCUUUGACCUUACUUAACAUGGGCUUCAAUCCCAUUAGCACAGCUCCAGCUUCAGAACCAGUCCCAUUACUGGGAGAGCUUUGGCACCUGCCCCCCGACCUCCUCAUAUCUGCCACACUUCCUGUAUCUGCCUUUCUUUCUGUCACCGUCUCCCUCUGAUGGCUUCUCUUCAGAUGCUCCCUCUGGUCCUGUUUGUGAUGAAGCUGCAUUUCUCCAGCGUUUUUUAUUUUUUAAACCAGGAAUACUUUCUCUUUCUGUUCCUUCCUUCCUGUUGCUGUCUCUCACUUCUUAUUCCUGUUUUUUCCUCCUCCCUCCCUCUUGCCUCUGUUCUUUGCAGGUCCGUGUUAGGCAGGACCGAUCUGUGAGACGGAACCGCUCCGUAGGCGUUAAAACAGGCAAACUGUUCGGGAUUCGCUGGCAAGCGGUACAUCUUGUCAGACACAACACAGGAUUCCUACAAACUUCAUUUUGCUGAGAUGAAAGGUCUCGCAGGCGUUUCAGAUUGCAUGCAUUCGUCCCGAGCUAGAAGUGAGCGUUUGAAUCAGGCCCUCUGUAAAGUCAGAACUGUCCCCCGAACCUAAAACCUUCUGCGACCAGGAGACGUCUGUGGAUUUAGUUGUGAACCUAAAUGUAUAAGCAGGAAGUUAAAGCACCUUCUGAGAUCCAACUUCACGCUGACGGCUCAGUUUAAAACAAACCGAGUGUUCGUCCCCCGAUUUACGAUCCCCGCCUGACCCGGAUAAAUCCACCCGGCACCUUAACGAGAGGCCUCGUUAAACAGAGCCGAGGUAGCGCGACGAGAAAGAAAAAAGAAAAAAGAAAAAAGCAGCCGUGACGCCACUGCGCCCUCCCACCGCCUCCUUCAUCUUUAAUGUGCACUAACACUGACGCUGUGGGGAGACGGAGCGUGAUGUCGGCUGUUUGACAGCAGAGGGCAGCGUGUGUCUCUGAAGCAUCCUCGGUUCAGACUCCAGAACAAGGACAGAGUCCAGGCUGUGGCACCGCCGGGCUCAUUGAUCCACUCUGAGUGAACAGAACUUCAUAUACAGACGCUGGACCGGUGGCGUUAGUCUCUGCAUGCAGUCGGUCCCGGUCUCUGCUCCGAUCCAGUUCUCGGGCUCUGGUCUGUUCUGGUCUUUUAAAACGCUCUCUUUCACGGAACAAACAAAAACAGCAUCUCUGCAAAUUCCCAUUUAAAUUCUGUAGGUUCUGUUUCGCUGCACAUUCGGGUUCGUCGCAUAUUAAACACGAUUUAACGCCGACACGGGACACGUGAAGCACAAACGGAUCUCAUAGCUGCUAGAAUGUGUUCAAAUAAAGCAGAACAUCCUGAAAGGUCCUGCUCGCUCCACAGGCGUGGUCAGACCGGACCUCUGGUUGGCUGGUUUUAUGUGUCAUGGUCGACGGUGUUCUGGUGGGUGGAGCAGACAGAGACGUGAUCCGACUGGAGCUGAAGUAAUUCAACAUUGAUCUGUAAUUAUUGUGAUUGGUCGGUCAUUUUUCAAAAUGACAAAACUUUUGAUUGUUUCUUGGACUUGAUAGGAAAGCGUCCGAUGUUGUGUAGCUCCAGGAGGAGACCCGAUACGUCUGAAUGUUAAACUGAACAACGUUUGCAUUCCUGAAACUGGAACGAUGCAGCAAGAAAACCAGCAGAGAGUCAAAGUCUGUAGAAGAUCCGACUCUCCUGCUCUGCACAGAAUCUGGAAAAGUCUUACUGUUAGACACGACAGAUAAUUUGGCUUGUUUUAAAAGUAGUUUACUCAUUUUUUGAUUUUUUUACAGCAUAAUCUUAAAUUGAGCUGAUUUAAGUUUAAUGUACUUGCUGCAUGGACGGAUAAUUUAAGUCGUUUUCUCCUCAUAUCUUAUAUGUGAGCUGCUCUUUUCUGCAGACGAGCUCUGAUCAGGCAGCAUGAAGGAGCUUUAACCCGUCAGUCACAAUUAAAUCAUCUGCUUCCUACAGGUUGAACUUUUAGGACGUAGAAUCAGCGGCGAUCGAACUUCUGAUCGUGGACGUAUUAUUUGAUCAGCUUGACAACAGGCUGCGUUUAAAAUUCAGUUUGUCUUUCUUGGCCUUCUCGGUUUUCCAAGCGGAGCCACUUUCAUCUAAAUUAAUUUGGGAUAAAACGGCAUAAAGAUGAAGCACAUUUUCCCACAAACCCUCAGAUCCGUGUGCAGGUUCGAUAAACUCCACACGAGGAGCGAUGACCUGCUGUCGCCUCCCGUGUGUGCAGGUGAUGAACCAGGUGAUCUGUCGCUAAGCUAACGCGCUAACCUGCUUGUGAAUGAAGCUCACAGCACGUCGUCCUCCCAUCCACACACACACACACACACACACACACACACACACACACACAGCGUAUGCAUCCGGCUGCUGUCCUGAACGCGUAGACAAACCAACACAUCGAUGCAUGUCUGCUGGGGGGAGGGGAGCCGACAUCGAGACGAUUUUAUAACAAAAAGCAGAAUGUCUGAUCCAACCUUUGUGUGAUGGAUGCACUUCCUGUUUCCUUUCUCCUCCUCCCACCUCGUCCCCACUUUGCUUUGGUUUUGUUUUUUAGAUAUUAAUCGAUAGAAGGAGAAUUACCAGAGCUGACGUUAUAAACAUACAAAUGAGAUUCUAUGUAUUUGUUCCAGUAGUUGGAGGCCUGCCUCCCUAAACAGUUCUACAUAGAAAGCUUUAUGUGUAUAUGGCUGCAUCUUCUCUGUCUGUCCUCGAUGAUUCUUGUGCUGUUGUGUUACAAAACCGAUGUGACACCAGGGGGGUAAAUCUGCAGUACGUUGACCUUUUGUUGCCCCUUUUGACCCCCUUCUUCCUCCUUCUCUCCCCCCCUCCGCCCCCUGACCCCUUUAAAGCCCGCCUCCCCGCCGAUCCCGACUCUUUGCCCUCAUAGCGUGAAGCAUUGUAAGCGUUUUGAGCUUUGUAAAGGUCUUUUUUUAAAUACUUAUUUUGUGUAUAAUGUAAAACCUACAAAAAAAAAACAAAAAAA
Messenger RNA from Stegastes partitus (bicolor damselfish), 4563 nucleotides. It is a transcript of the gene tle5, whose product is annotated as TLE family member 5, transcriptional modulator. Lineage: Eukaryota; Metazoa; Chordata; Actinopteri; Pomacentridae. Gene Ontology annotation, molecular function: transcription corepressor activity; protein binding. The record is from RefSeq and is a predicted model, not a curated record. The transcript has 7 exons. The coding region runs from base 846 to 1481 and encodes 211 amino acids. Gene Ontology annotation, cellular component: nucleus; transcription regulator complex. Gene Ontology annotation, biological process: regulation of DNA-templated transcription; negative regulation of canonical Wnt signaling pathway.